Molecule: messenger RNA, 2864 nt
Organism: Rhineura floridana
Lineage: Eukaryota; Metazoa; Chordata; Lepidosauria; Squamata; Rhineuridae
Gene: WDR93
Product: WD repeat domain 93
Exons: 18
Coding region: 96-2198 (700 amino acids)
Biological process (GO): electron transport chain
Molecular function (GO): protein binding
Source: RefSeq, a predicted model, not a curated record
CUUCCGGAAGCAGGUGGGAACAGAGUUUUCUCAACGUUCAAAAUUUCCACACUGUGGUGCCUGGCUUGUAGAAGGACAACAAAAGGGACAGAAAGAUGCCUCUCUUCAUCCGGAAACAGCCCCUGGAGAUCCCUCCACCCACUGAAAAGGACUGGAUUAGAAAAGAUGAAGAGGAGGAUUUCUUCUUGAAAGAUCCAGAUGAGAUCCUUGAUUCUUUGCCUCAGCCUUUCCGGAUGAUCAAUAAAAUGGUGAAUCUUUUACUUGAACGGACCUGGGAAAUUAUUGAGGGGAAGCAUCCAUUACAGGAGAUGAAGCAGCAAAAUGUUGAACUCCCACAAUACCAACCUUCAGCUAAAUUCCAGGUUGUGGGAAGGGCAAAUUGUAUGGUAGCCUCUGGUGAAUUCAUCUUCAUUGGGCUCUCUACGGGACUUUCUGUCUUCAGCAUAGUGAUGUGUGAGAAGUUAUGUACUUGGGAGGCAGCCAAGCUCGAGAUUUGUACCAUACAGGUUUCAAACUUUGGCAGUGGCUCCUAUCUCCUUGGUACAGUGGAUGAGAUGGGUUUUGCCCGUCUUUUUUAUUUUUUCAAGGAAAAUCUCUUGUGUAUAAAAGCCAUCAAUGAAGCGGAAGAUAUUAGUAAGCGAAAUGCAUGUGUGGCUCUGGAGCUCUCUCGUGGGGCUGAUUAUGCAGGCUUCCUGCUGCAAGGCAACUCAGAGUCUUGGCUGGAGAUUUACCGAUUGCCUAAGGAUUCCUGGCUGAAAGAGACAGAGCACAUCCAAACAGUUGCAGUUACAACUCCGGGAAACAUUAAGGAGGUGAAAGCUAGCCAGCCAUCCCUGCCGGAGAAGGCUGGGGUAGAGAAGAAGAGUGUAGACAUCCAAGGAUUAGGUGCUGAAGAUAUGGAUUCACAACAGCUUCUAAGCAGACUUGAAUCGAAGCUGAUUCCCCCUGUUCUGUUGCUGAAGGUCAGAUCACCAAAACCAAUUGCAGCAAGCCCAUUUAAGAACCCUUUUGAAGCCUUAAUGAAGAGUGAUGACGGUGUCCUGAUUGGCUUGGGACACAACCACCUGAUCAAGGAAAGCCAAUGUGAGCAGCAGGAGGAGAUAUUUAAGAGCACUUUCCAGCAGUAUCUGGAGACAGAGAAUGAGCUGGAGAUCAAAGAGGAGAAGCCCAGCCAUGCUAUGUUUCAUUUUCACUUGCCUGGCCGCACCUUGCCUGUCGGAACCGAAAUCAGAGCUGAGCCAGAAGUGCCUGUUGCUUUCAGUGUUCACUGGAGCGGGAGCCACAAUCUCUGCUUCUACCUUCUCAGUCGUCCACCAAAGGAGAAAGCAGAUUCUGAUCCCAAACCAGACGUCGUUUGGCCGAGUGCCUCUCCAAUUGCAUGCUCAACUGUUACACUUUGCUCUUCGUAUCUGGCUUUCGCCUGUGAAGAUGGGACCAUUACUGUUUGGGACAAAUCUCUUGGGUUCCCAUUGUCUGUAACCAUUCUCCCGGAUGGGUACGUUAUCCGAAGCAUCCAGUUCAUGCCAUCUUCGCCACCACCCAGCGAGAAGACCCCUUGCUCCAGUAAAGUCUCUUCGAGUACCAAAGUGAAGCUUCUGGUGCUGUGUACAGAUGGAUCUCUCCAUCUGAUUACAUCUGGGGCCAAAGAAUUUAACACCAAGCUGUUGGGGCACAGGCCUGAGACUCCCAGUCAGACUAUCAGUGCUGUGACAACCAGUCCCUCCUUACCUGAUGCAGUGCUGGUUUUCUUCUGGGAUGGUACAGUCAAUCUGAUGGACACCACUACACAAGAUAAUAUUUGCCAGUUCAUCACACCACCCUCCUACAAAGUAGCAUCUUCCUGGCAGCCAGUUUUUUCUGUUGACACACAAGGCCAAUGCUUGAUCCUCCGAGGUGUUAACCAGUCUGGGGGUGCUAAGACAGAAAUGGAAACCAUCUUCCUCUUUGACUUCAAGUCUUACCCAUUCAUGGAGACUUUCACCCUGAAAGCUGAACAUCAACCCAAUCCCACUGCAGAUCUACCGUGGGACAGGCGCUGUGACAUUUUCCUAAAAGACAGCUUGCCGCGACUUUCCACAAUUAGCCAACAGAUGCCCGAGUGCUGGAGCCAGCUGCAGAACUACGCAGCCGCCUUAACAAGAGGAGAGUCUGGAGAAGUGGUAAAGCAGCAGGAGCCCAGGGGUGCUGAAGACGCGUAACGCAUUGGCUGGGAUAGCAGAGUUGAAGGACUCGACAGUGAGUCAAUACAUGAAUUACAUUCAGCCUGGGCCACAUGCUUGGCACCUGCUCAGGUGCUUCAGGAGUUCCAGCUGUGAGCAUACCUUGGAUGUUCUGUCCCAUUAGCUUCUGGACCCUUUUAUGUAGCACCUGAUCCACCAUAACUAGCCUUCAAGGUCUGAAUGUGUUAGGUAAUGAGUUCCAAAACAGGAAUAGGCUACCUGAUUCAAAGGGCAAAGCUUGUUAAAAUGUAAUUAAUGUCAGAGAAAGGCAAGGGGGAAAUGGAAUAGAACAUGAGAAAUGGCCUAGAUACUGGGAAUCUGGAACAUGUGAUGCUACAGAAUACAGAAAUCUCUACAUAGUGGUGCUGACUGUUUUCUCCUUUUUGAAUGCUCAUUCUCUCUUCAGAAGUUGAACCUGUAGACAGGGCCUGGCUUUCUUUGUUUCUUUCUUUUUGCAUGAUACUUGCUAGUGUUAGACAGAGUAAGUUGAAUCUACCUGUUUUACUCAGUGUAGAUCCUUGAAGUUAAUGGAGCUAUGUUAAGCAUGUCAUUCAUUUUAAUAAUGCCUGCAACUGAAUACAACCCCUUAAAAAUGCUGCUUAACAGGGGACACCAACGCUCACUUUGUUAAUAUGGGAACCUUAC